Molecule: messenger RNA, 2073 nt
Organism: Chaetomium globosum CBS 148.51
Lineage: Eukaryota; Fungi; Ascomycota; Sordariomycetes; Sordariales; Chaetomiaceae
Exons: 6
Coding region: 1-2073 (690 amino acids)
Cellular component (GO): nucleus
Molecular function (GO): protein binding; DNA binding
Source: RefSeq, a predicted model, not a curated record
AUGCCAAAGCCUCUACAGCACGAAGAUAGAAUCCAAUUAGCACUCGAGGCCUUACGUUCAGGCCAAAUCAAAAUCAUUCGCAAGGCUGCGGAUGCGUUUGGUGUACCGAAGUCCACUCUCCACAGACGCGUCAAGGGGGGCGGUACGCGUCAAGAAGCUCAAGUCAAGAACCGAAAGCUACGCCCAACUGAAGAAGCAGCCUUGAUUCAAUGGAUCGAGUCAUUGGACGACCGUGGGAUGUCGCCGACGAUCGGUUAUAUCCGACAGAUGGCUGACCUUCUUCUCCGCGAGCGUGGAGGCUUCACUCUACUCAACGGGUUUUUUACAUCCACCCCGGUCCCAGCGAUGACUGUCCAAAGUACGACUAUCAACGGGCCUUAUGCCGAGGAUCCAGAGAAGAUUUCAGCGUGGUUUGCACGAGUGCAAAGGACCAUCAACGAAUACGGUGUUCUUGACAGCGACAUCUACAACUUUGACGAGACUGGUUUCCAGAUGGGUGUUGCAAGCACGUCUAAAGUGGUCACUCGAUCUGACCGACGGAAUCGACCUGUUGUUAUCCAGCCGGGAAAUCGAGAGUGGACAACUGUCAUCGAGUGCAUUAACGCAUCCGGCUGGAGUGUUGACCCGAUGAUUAUCUUUGAAGGAAAAGUCCACAUUUCGUCGUGGUACGACGGCUCAGUGCUGCCAAAGACAUGGCGGAUUGGAGUCAGCGAUAACGGCUGGACAACCGAUGAGCUUACCUUCGAGUGGCUUCGAGAAGUCUUCGAGCCACAAACUCGAAAACGGACUGUUGGUCGAUAUCGGCUUCUCAUUCUCGAUGGUCAUGGAAGCCAUUCGACGCCUGCAUUCGACAAAUUCUGUACUGAGCAUCGGAUCCUUACAGAGUGUAUGCCUCCGCACUCGUCGCACUACCUCCAGCCCCUUGACGUUAGCUGUUUCGCUGUGCUUAAGCGGACGUACGGCGACCUUGUCAAAGCGAAGAUAGCACUCGGGGUUCAUCACAUUGACAAACCGCGAUUCCUCGAACUGUUUCUCGAAGCUCGGAAAAGACAUUCAAUACAAAGAACAUCGCAAGCGGCUUUAGAGCUGCAGGGCUCUUGCCUUUCGAUCCAACUCAGGAGGGACUAUGACGAUUGGAGAAGGGAUGACACAUCGAGGCCUCCCAGAAUGCUCGUCAGAAGGGUCAAGAAAGCCAGGAAGCUCGUCGAGAGGUCGAAGAAGGAGAGUAAAGCAAUUAGAUUCCAACUUAUUAGUAGGGGCUAUCGAAACAAGCAGGCACUCGAGGCCCUGCUAGAAGAAGCGCAGUACGACCUAAUGGCUAUUCAGGAGCCAUGGAUCAACCAACAAACCAAGUCAACCUACUGUCCCAGAGGCUCGAAAUACCACCUAGUUCACAAAGCAAGUGGGCGAGCGGCUAUAUUCGUCAGCCGAAAGUUCGACACAGGACAGUGGGAAUAUGAGACUUCAAAGGAACAUUGUAAGGGGGCCCAGCGAGGCCGCACUUCGACAAUAGACCACUUCUGGGCAUCAGUGGGUCUACAAACGACCUACUACGGCCUGGAAUACAGGGGGAAGUCAGACCACUACCCACAGAUUUUGGAAGCUGACAUCGGAGGCCCCCUACCACAACAAACCCAGCCAGGGGGUUGGAACUGGAAGAUGAUGGACAGGCGUAGGGUGGAGGCCGAGGCGGCCCUCCUACCAGAGAAAAUAGGCCUAGAGGACCCAGGGCCACAGGGCCUCCGGGCACAAGUCAGGGAGCAGGAGGGUUUAAAAGAAGCAUUCAACUGGUUGGUCGAGGAGCUACAGAGGAUAGCUGAAGUGGCCACCCCCUCGGAAGAAGGCCAACAGAGGCCACGGCUCGCCGUGGUGGUCAGUGGAGGUCCAAGGAGGCCCAGGGAGAGGCAAGGAGAGCCGAAAGGGAGUGCAAGGCAGCCCCGUCGGAGCACAACAAAGAAAGACUUAACCAAGGUCUACGGGCCCUCGCGGCCACCAUCAACAAAGAGAAAACGAAGACCUGGAGGACAACAAUGCAGAAAGCCACCCACAAAACCGACCUGCUAUGGAGCCUAG